UGCGGGGAAAAUUGUUUCAGAGGGCGGCUCAUGAACCCCCCGCCGGGGCUGUUCGCGUGCAGAACAUCAAAGCACUUGGGGCAGAACGAAGUUAGAGCGCCCCGUGGUUGCUCGUAAUUAGGAGAGGGAGAACGUCGCGGGGGGGACUCUGAACGCCGCUCCCGCGGAGCUCUACAUCCACCAUGUUGCCCUGUGGACCAGCUUUGUCCUUUAUUAGGUGUCUGGUGCGGAAGAAGAAUGUCAAUGGUGAAAGCCUUGAGGACACCAAGUUGUGCCGAUGCUUAUCGACUGUGGACCUGAUAGCCCUGGGAGUAGGAAGUACCCUUGGUGCUGGUGUUUAUGUCCUUGCCGGAGAAGUAGCCAAAUCUGAUUCUGGACCUAGCAUCGUUAUUUCUUUCCUCAUUGCUGCCCUUGCCUCUGUGAUGGCAGGUCUCUGCUAUGCUGAAUUUGGUGCUCGCGUCCCCAAGACUGGUUCUGCAUAUUUGUAUACUUAUGUUACUGUUGGUGAACUGUGGGCUUUUAUCACUGGCUGGAACCUCAUUUUAUCCUAUAUUAUAGGUACAUCAAGUGUAGCGAGAGCCUGGAGUGGCACCUUUGAUGAACUUCUUGGAAAACGGAUUGGUCAUUUCUUCGGUACCUACUUCAAAAUGAAUUACUCUGGGCUAGCAGAGUAUCCUGACUUCUUUGCUGUAUUCCUUAUAUUACUUUUAGCAGGUCUCUUAUCUUUUGGAGUAAAGGAAUCUGCAUGGGUGAAUAAAAUUUUCACUGCUAUUAACAUCUUGGUCCUACUCUUCGUUAUGAUUUCUGGUUUUGUGAAAGGAGAUGCUGACAACUGGAAAAUAAGUGAAGAAUAUCUCAGAAACCUUACUGCAGUAACAGAGAACAUCUCAUCCUAUGAAAAUGUGACAAGUAUAUAUGGGAGUGGUGGCUUUAUGCCAUAUGGUUUCACAGGAACAUUGGCUGGUGCUGCAACGUGUUUUUAUGCUUUUGUAGGAUUUGACUGCAUUGCAACAACUGGAGAAGAGGUCAAGAAUCCUCAGAAAGCCAUACCCAUAGGAAUUGUGGUGUCCCUGCUUGUCUGCUUCAUGGCCUAUUUUGGGGUUUCAGCUGCACUGACACUUAUGAUGCCAUACUAUCUGCUGGAUGAGAAAAGUCCUCUGCCAGUAGCAUUUGAAUAUGUUGCAUGGGGUCCUGCUAAAUAUGUUGUAGCAGUGGGAUCCCUCUGUGCUUUGUCUACAAGUCUUCUUGGAUCCAUUUUCCCAAUACCACGUGUAAUCUAUGCUAUGGCGAAGGAUGGGUUGCUUUUCAAAUGUCUAGCUCAAAUCAAUUCCAAAACGAAGACCCCACUAGUUGCUACUCUAUCGUCUGGUGCAGUAGCAGCUAUAAUGGCAUUUCUGUUUGACCUAAAGGCUUUAGUGGACAUGAUGUCUAUUGGUACACUUCUUGCUUAUUCACUUGUGGCAACCUGUGUCCUUAUCCUUAGAUACCAACCCACUGUAACCUAUGAGGAACCAAAAUAUUCUCCAGAAAAAGCAGCUUUGGCUGCAGCUGAAAGGGAAUCUGCAGUAAGUGAAUCACAGAUAAAUAUGAUAGAAGAGAAUCGCUUCAGUCUUCAGGCCCUGAUUAAUCCAUCCAGUUUACCAACUGAGCAGACAGCAACUACUGUUAACUUUUUAGUGAGCCUCUUAGCUUGCUUGGUUUGUGGCUUGAGUGUCCUCACUACAUAUGGGAUUCAUUUCAUUGCUAACUUGGAGCCCUGGAGUAUUGGCCUUCUUACUGUGUUAGCGGUGUCCUUCAUAGUUACCAUUCUCCUCAUCCAAAGACAGCCUCAAAACCAGCAGAAAAUGGCCUUUAUGGUUCCACUAUUGCCAUUUUUGCCAUCAUUCAGUAUACUGGUAAAUAUUUACUUGAUGGUGCAGUUAAGUGGAGAAACUUGGAUUAGAUUUAGCUUCUGGAUGGCACUCGGCUUCCUCAUUUACUUUGCUUAUGGCAUCAGACACAGUGUUGAAGGUCAUCGUAAUGAUGGAGAUGAUGAUUCUUGUUCAGAAAAUAGUGGGUUGAAAGAAAAGAACCCUGUGGAAGAACUGGAUGAACCUGAAAAUGCAAAUGAAAGGGAUCAAUUUCUUCCACAUGAAAGGACAAGUGAAUGUUAAUCUCUGCCAACACACAAAUCUUUUAAACCUUUAAUUGACAUUUGCAGACUGAAAUUUCAAAAGCUUUCUGCCAACAUUGUGCUUCUAGAAAGUGUUUACUACAAGGCCUGACUGAUAUUUUGGACAAGCUGCUAAUCCAUCUUCAUCAUUUCAGAACUGACAGCAGGGAGAUUAAUAUUUAUAUUAAAAAAAAGAAAAGAAAAGUACCCUUUGGCAAGCAAAAAUUUGGAGGCAUUGUUUGAAGUGUCAUCCAAAAUCACUGGCAAUCAUCAAAUAUGAAGAAUUUUAGAACCAUCUGCCAGAAGUUCUGAAUAUUUGACAAUGUAUUGUGGACACAAGUGCCUUUCAUACCUUCUCCUUAUCUCUGUUACAUGUUUUGGUCACAAUCAAAAUUUUCUUCUUUCUACUGAAGUAACUCUCAUUGGAGAUAAAUUUCAUUCAAGCCUGGAAAGUAUUUGCAAAAUGAAUGGUAAUUGUAUGGAUCAGAUACUUAGUAAAAAAUAGAGAACUAUAUAUUUAUGUAAAAAGAAAUAAUUGCUUACCUUUAUUAAUCACGACUACUAAUCAGUAGUCCUGGAGAACUCAAGCAGUAAAGAUACUUCAAAGGUUUUUAGUCCCUCUAAAUAAUAUUCAAGAUUUCUGCUUAUGUGAAUGCCUUUUCUUUAAAAGAUGCUGUAUAGAAGUGUGUAUAGAAUAAUACUCUCAAGAGGAGCUAUGUUAUUUUCUGCAAAAGCAUCUGGGAAUUAAUCUGUUGGUCACAGUAUUGACAGUGACAGUCAUAUGUGAUUUAGCAAGUACUGUGCUUUUGAUUUCAGAAGGGCCAGAAUUUUAUCCCUGACUACAUAAUUUAUAUACAGCAGUCAUCAAGUUUUUCUCCUUACUACUCAUUUAGUAAUACUUUCUUCUCCUUUAUCAUAUGCCAGAACUGAUACUUCUGAUAUUGGUGUUACACGUGGCUUUUCCUCAGAAAACUUAAUGCACAAAAUUUCUUUUCAGAUGGAAGGGGAGGUUUAAAAAAACAGAGGUAUAAGCUUUGGAAAAAAACCUUGUCAGAACAGUAUUUCUGCACUUCACAAAGCCUUAAACAUGUCAGCACUUUUUUGUGAGCAAAGCCUACCUACAUCCACAAAUCCAUUAAUGUGGGUAUGAUGUCUAAAUGCUAAUUUAUGUAAAGAACGAAAUUGUUGUGGGUGAACAGUGCUGGGUGAACAGUAAUUUAAUGCUGAUGAAAAUAGAAACUGUUCCUCUUUCAACAUAAGUCGUGUCACCUCUAAGAGGCACCCAGAUGUUUUAGCACUUUUUCUCAGCAAGUAGUAGGCUCAAGCCCCAUGAAGGAUUCUACAAUAUGAAGUCAUUUUGCAAGAAUUUAUUUACAAAAACAGUUUCCCUAGAGUAAGAACUGUCUUGCACUUUGUCAUGGAGAGUUGCUGGUACUAAUCAUUAGUAUUAAUCUCUGUUAUGACAUGUAAAAACUUUAGAUGCCACGAGAGCUACAUUGGUUGACAGUGAAAAACACCUUAUAAUAGCUGGAAUUUCACAACCAACCGACAACAACAACCAACAACAAUACCCAAAAGUACAAAACAACCAAACCCCCCCAAAAAAAGAAAAACCAACAAAAACCUCCCAAACUAGUUAGGCUGCUUCUGUCUCUCUCCUGGGUUUUUUUUUCAGAGCAAUACAGCACUCUUUUUAAUCUUAAAAUUACUUCUUUCUCAGUAGUCUUAAAUCCUCAGCUGCAAAAAGCAAUUGCUGUAGGAGCAAGUCAGCAGCACCCAUGUAAAGUUUUUGUACGAUGUCUUUACAAGCCUACAGUGAAACACAGCUCUUUAAAAUUAUUUACACAUCUCAGUGUGUAGGAAGCACAGACUUACUUUUUCCUAUGGCUGUUGAUGCCACAGAGCAGGCCAGCCAGGCUCCCAAGCUGCAAACUGCUGUUGCUCUUUGAUGUGCAAGAAAGACUGCAUUCUCUCCCAAGGCCAUCAUAUAGAAUGUAUGUAUGCACACCUGUCUAUGCAUUUGCACCUGUCUGGCCCAUAGUGAUUUUGAUGAACUGGUUAAAAUAAUUUCUAUAUUGCACUGGAAUUUUCCUUUGAAAGGAUACUGUCAAUAUAAUAAACUUCUGACUAAAGCAAGGCUAGCAAAGGCCUCUGGAGAGAACUAAAGGAAAUAAAUUUUCUAGCUUAUUUACCUAAUGGAUGUGUCAGCAGUUUGUGUAUUGACAGUGUCUCCUUUUAUUUGUAUGAAUAUUUCUCCUCCCUGCUCCUUGUUAGAGAAAUUAUUUAAAAACAAUAGAAUGUGCCUGUACAAAUGUUGCUAAAGGAGAUGGAAGGAGCUGUAGCAUGGGAACUAUCCACAUAACUAAUGAGAUAUAAAAUGAAAUUAAAGGAAACUAAUUGGGUACUUCUGGUUUCUUCAGCUGUGCAAAGCUUAUUUAUAUGUGUGUAUAGUUAAAGUCACUGUAAGUCAGUGACUGAGUAAAAACAGACAAGCCAUAAGUAAGAUAUUUAUGGUAAGUUUGAUAUGCAUUUGUAUACGCAGUCGUGAAAUUCCAGAUGCUUUAGUGGGACUUUGCAGAAGCAAAGGACAUGCCAUGCUAGUCCUUACACAGGAGCUAUGGAUGAAACAAAUCCCGAUUUUGUUCUCACAUUUGCUCUAUGUCUGUACUUGCUGAGAGAGCAGCUGAAAGCACAAGUCCGGUGGAACUAAAUUGUUGUUAUUUUUUAACACAGUUGUUGAUAUUGUAAAUUGUUCUGUGCAAAUAAUAAUGGUAUGUGUUAAUACAAAAUAUCUAUUUUUGGAGGUAGCCUAUUGGGAUUUUCCUUCCUUUAUAGAAAAAAAUCCUCCAAAAACUUUAUUUGCAUUGGUACAUUCUCGAUAUGUCAUUAGAUAAAAGAAUUAUUUUUACCUAGUUGGAUUUAAGAAAGUAAGUCAAAACUAUAUUUAACAGAGCACAAAUAAAUGUGUUUUUUGUUCUGAGGAAUAAGAGUUAUAAAACAUUUCUGAAUCAUUCAUGUUAUCUGAAAUUAUCUUCUUGUGCUAUUCCAGUUCUAAUUCUGCAAUAGAAAGUUUUAUGAGGUAACUUAGAUUUCAUUGCUUGUUAUCAUGGAUGAAACUAUUCUAUUAAUAAGUAUGCUUUUUCCUGCACAACAAAUGCUGAUUAGAUUCCUGAAAUCUGUCAUAAUAUGUUUAUGUCUCCAUGUGUUAAAACCAUUUAUAUUACCUGCUGUUGGAGAACUAUCAGAAUAAAUGUCAAUAGUAGUGAUACAGAGUUACUUACAUAUAUGAAUUUAACCGUGUCAUCCAGAAACUUCAAAUGAUAAAAUGAAUUUAGAUGCAAAACUUGGUAAAGAGUAAAUGUAGAUUUCCUAUUUUAUUAAAUGAUAAAUAUACAAGUCUAGUCCCCUUUCCUUUAAAAUUUAUGCAAAUAUAUAUAUAUACAUAUAUAUAUAUUUAAGAAAUAUAAGGCAUAGUGUGUUCAUGGAAGUUUUAACAAGUGCCAAUAUCAGUGUGCCAUAAGCAUCCUGAGAUGGUGAAAUCCCUGACAAUGCAGGAAAUCUGUGUGGGAGUGUGCAAUCAUUUUAUUCAGAUAUGAGGCCUUUGACACUGAGGUGCAUUUUUUAUGGCAGGAAUUUAAUUCACAAGAAGGCUGGCAUGUGUUACUCAAGUGCAUAAAAAAGAAAACAAAAGCACCUUUUUAAUGCUCUUGGGCCCUAAUUCUUCCUAGACUUGCUAGGAAGUUUGUACAAACUGCAGUAUGUUCACUGAAAGCACUGAGGUUACUCAGUGUUAAGCAAAUAUAUAUUUUACAGAAAAAGCAGGAGGUAUUUCAUAUAGUAUAGGAUAUUUGUAUUUGUUUUUAAUUUCCUGUACCUUUAGUAUUUCUUUCAGGUAUAUGUUUUGAGAACCUCUGCAUUUUUAAUAGUUGAACCUUUCCAAAGCUAAAUAUAAUGCCUUUACCAUGUGUUGAUCUAUUUUCCAUUUGAUUUUAGAAAUCAAACUCCCUAACAUUAGCUAAGUUGAAGGAUUGCUGUGCAUUGACAUGCAGAACUAUGUAUAUAUAUAUAUAUAUUUUUUUUUUUUUUUAAUUUUCAGUUGGACAAAUUCUAUUGUCUUUCUAUGUUUCAUGAGCCUUUGGCCAGGUAAACUCCAGCUUCACCAAGAUUUUGAUGUUUAGGAGGGCUUUUCUCUUUUGUGUUACCAGAAAGUAAAGCGUGAAAUAUGUGUUUCGUAUCUUUAAAAACAGUUAUGUGUGCAUCACUUUAAAAAAAAAUUAGCAUUCAUAUCCAUUUCAACUUUUCCUUUUUGUUCAUAUGUACAUUCUAGUGAUUAUUUCUAUAUUAUAUGCUGCUGAGCAUUUAAAAUGUUGAUAAGAUGAUUAUGAUGCAACUUAAACUACAAAUUUUUAUUUCUUUGAAGUGCUCUACCGAAAUGAAAAAAGUUUUGAAUUUUUAUGAAUGUAAAAAUGCUUAUAUUUAAGAAUAUGGUGCUUUUUUCCCACUUUACAAUAGAAUUGUUAUCCGUGACAUUUUUAGUUACCUUAGUUCCAAAUUCUGAUGAAAAUUACAUUGUUCUUCAUUUACUGUAAAAUGUGCUUUGUGGGAUAAAAAUUGUGUAUUUGUUCUGUAUUUUUUAAAUAAAGCUGAAUGUCACUUGUA
Corapipo altera (White-ruffed manakin) is the source of this 6811-nucleotide messenger RNA. It is a transcript of the gene SLC7A2, whose product is annotated as solute carrier family 7 member 2. Gene Ontology annotation, cellular component: plasma membrane. Lineage: Eukaryota; Metazoa; Chordata; Aves; Passeriformes; Pipridae. Gene Ontology annotation, molecular function: amino acid transmembrane transporter activity. The transcript is spliced from 12 exons. Gene Ontology annotation, biological process: amino acid transport; transmembrane transport. The coding region runs from base 183 to 2153 and encodes 656 amino acids. The record is from RefSeq and is a predicted model, not a curated record.